This is a messenger RNA of Poecile atricapillus (Black-capped chickadee), 2187 nucleotides long. It is a transcript of the gene TTC31, whose product is annotated as tetratricopeptide repeat domain 31. NCBI's taxonomy places the organism in Eukaryota, Metazoa, Chordata, Aves, Passeriformes, Paridae. Gene Ontology annotation, molecular function: protein binding; RNA binding. The record is from RefSeq and is a predicted model, not a curated record. The coding region runs from base 38 to 1912 and encodes 624 amino acids. The transcript is spliced from 15 exons.
CCGUGGUGCAGUUCGGCGGCGGCGGCGGCUCGUGGCGAUGCGGGGCUCGGGCGGGACGCGGGAACGGGACGGGCCCGGGCUGGGCGGCUGCGGCUUCGGGCCUGCCCCCGCUGCCUGCCCCUGGGGCUGCACGCCCGGCCCCGCUGGCUGGAGCGGCGCACCCUUCUGCCCCCGGCACCGAAUGUCCAGCUUCGGCGACUUCUCGGUGGCGUCGCAGGGCCCCUCUCCGCCGGUGAUCAAGUACAAGUCGGGGGACGUGUGUCUGCUCUGGGACGGCGAGCCCGGGGUGGAUUAUUACCAGCUGCAGGAUGACGAUGAUGAUGAAAAUGACGAUGAGGAUCACGAUGAGGACGAGUUGGACGCAGGUUUCCAGUUCUUGGACGUUCCCUUCGCGGAGGGCUCCGUUCCCUACAGCUACUGCGGCUUCCGCAAGUCCUUCCUGUGCUGGGAGCCGUCUCCGCAGCUCCCCCGGAGCUCUCCCACCGCCCUGGAUGCGCGGCUAGACCGGCUGCCCACGCCCCGCCACACCUGGCUCACGGCAGAGGAAGCCGAGAGGAACGCGCAGGAGCUGGUGGCGGAGGAGGAGCGGGCGAAGAGGAAGGCGGAGAAGAAGAAGCAGAAGAAGAAGAAACAAAAAGACCGGAAGAAACAGGAGAAAGUGGGUCAAAAGAAAAUGAACAAAAAGAACAAAAAGAACACUGACCCAAGCCCCCCAAGUGGCCCUGCAGGCACUGGGCCCCCCCAAAAUGGUGCUGAGGAUGAGGGAUGCUGCCCAGAGCCCUCCCCAUGCCCUGGGGACUCCAGAGACCCCUCGGGGGAGCCUGAGACGGAGGACACGGCAGUGACAGAGGAGGAGCUGGACCUGAGCUGCACUUUUGUCUGCAAAGCACGGGAGAAGGCGAAGGUCCGGCUGCCACCCCCAGGCAGUGACCGCUCCCCUGGGACACAGAGCGUGGAGCCCAGCAGGAAGGUGCCAGAGAAGGGGGGUGGGGAGCCUGUGGAGAGACCUGUGCCCCCCCAGCCCCUCCAGCCCAGGCCGCCCAGCCCCAGCACGGUAGAGCAGAGCCUGGCGCUUGCAGGCCAUGGCAUCGAGGCAGCCCAGAUGGGCCAGCACACCGAGGCCGUUUGGGCUUUCACUGUCGCCCUGGAGCUGAACCCCCAGGAGCACCGGCUCCUGGGGAACCGCUCGUACUGCUUGGAGAAGCUGGGCCGCUACAAGGAGGCGCUGGAGGAUGCGGAGGCGGCGCUGGCGCUGCGGCCAGGAUGGCCCAAGGGCUCCUUCCGCAAGGGCAAGGCCCUGAAGGGGCUCCAGCGCUACGCCGAAGCCGUGCACACCUUCGAGGAGCUGCUGCGGCAGGACGGGGCCUACACUGAGGCAGCCACGCAGCUGAAGGCCUGCCGGGCCCUGCUGCAGCAGUGUGGCAGCCCUGGCAGUGUCCCCUUCCUGCUCAAGGCGAAGGAGCCGCUGUGUCUCCCUGCGGGAUGGACGACCAGGAGCUGCCAGGACAAAGGUGACACAAGCGUGAAGGAAAGCAGCGCAGGGACCCCCAAGAGAAACCCGGGACAGGGACCUGCUGUGGCCAGUGGCCACCCAACACUGCCACCGAGCCACCCUGCCAGGGACUGCUUCCCGCUCUGGGUGGGCAAUGUCACCUCCCACAUCAACGAGAAGGUGCUGCGUGGUGCCUUUGGCCGGUUCGGGGAGAUCCGCUCCGUGCGGCUGCUCCCAGGACGCCACUGUGCCUUCAUCAACUUCUCUGGGAAGGCGGAGGCCGAGGAGGCCUUCAGGGCCAUGCAGGGUGCCACCAUGGAGGGCAGCAAGCUGUUGCUGCAGCUCAAGCACCCGGUUCACGCCACCCCGGCCCCCGUGCCCCGUGCCAAGGGCAGGGCCACCCCCGGGGGGCUCAGUUGACCCUGCUCCAUUGGGGGGGCUCCCAGGGCCACCCCCGGGGGGCUCAGUUGACCCUGCUCCAUUGGGGGGGCUCCCCCUCACCUGCCUGUACCUGCCUGUGCCUUGUCCCCCACUGCCAGGGGUGGGAGUGUCUCCCCCUCCUGCCUUGGGGGUGCUGGGGGUCAGGGCCCACCCUGCAGCCCAUUGUGCUGAGAGGGUGGGCCCGUUCCCUGUGACCCCUCAGGGAUUUGUACCAAUUUGGGUUUUUUUUUUUUAAUAAAUCAGAGAUUUGUUUU